Molecule: messenger RNA, 630 nt
Organism: Penicillium verhagenii
Lineage: Eukaryota; Fungi; Ascomycota; Eurotiomycetes; Eurotiales; Aspergillaceae
Gene: cyp5
Exons: 2
Coding region: 1-630 (209 amino acids)
Biological process (GO): protein peptidyl-prolyl isomerization; protein folding
Cellular component (GO): catalytic step 2 spliceosome
Molecular function (GO): peptidyl-prolyl cis-trans isomerase activity
Source: RefSeq, a predicted model, not a curated record
AUGUCUGUCACACUGCAUACCACCCAAGGCGACCUCAAGGUUGAGCUAUUCUGUGAAGCAGUCCCCGAAACCUCAGAGAACUUCCUCGCCCUUUGCGCAUCUGGCGCCUACAAUGACACUCCAUUCCACCGUCUUAUUCCAGGAUUCAUGAUCCAAGGCGGCGACAUCUCCCUUGGGCCAGUCGCUCGGCCGUCAACCUCCACAAAGCCACCGCUGCCGUUUGAGAUCCCGAAAGGCGGUACAUCUAUCUACCACCCCGCUGCUAUGAACCAAGAAAUCCACCUUCCGUCAAUUCGACACAAUGCCCGCGGUGUCCUCUCCAUGGCGUCCCGCCCCGUCAAGGACAGAACUGCUCCCGGCUCACAGAAUGCGACUGGCGCGACUAUAAACGGAAGCCAAUUCUUUAUCAUUUUUGCACCUGCGCCGCAUCUCGAUGGAGCCAGUACGGUCUUUGGAAAAGUGUUGAACCUGACUCCCCAGGAUGAGGGUGGUGAUGUCCUUUCAAAGCUGGAGAAGGCCAAUGCGAAGGUUGAUAAGAAGGGCAAGGUUUCUCAGCCGAAGGAAGGUGACGACUUUGAGGCGCUUCGGAUUCAGCGCGUCACUAUUCAUGCGAACCCUUUUGCGAAGUGA